AUGGAGGCCAGCGCCGUCUCCGCCAUCCCCACGCCGGCGGGCGGGGACGGAGACGACGCUUGCGCGUCUCCUCCCUGCGCGUCCUCGCCUUCCCCUUCUGGGCGGCUGUCCACAGACGCCGGCCGAGCAGAGUCAGACCUCCUCGCGUUCUUUCCGGCGACGCGUCCCGAGUUUGUGUGCCGUGCAGGCGCAGUAGCAGCAGUCCGUCGCGAAGAUUUCGAGAACGAACACCGAGCGCGUCACCUCCUCUCGUUCCAGCGGAGCAUGCAGGAGUGGGGCGAGUUCGAUCCUGACUCGCGAAACAGCGUCGAGCCGGCGGUGAUCGCGGAGUUCACGCGCCGACUGCUGGAAAAGAACCCAAAGACAACUGCCGAGUUCAACCAGUGCUGCGCAGAGCUCCGCAAGUUCUUCCGGAGAGCGCCCUCGAAGGCUCAGAUCAUCGCCGCCUACGAGGCGCUGACGCGGGCCGAAGAAGGCGUGCAGGCGGAGAGCGCGCCGAAAGUCUCGGAUGCGAGCGAAACGGGGACACCGAGCGGCUGCGAGACGCUCUCUGCAUCGCCCGAGAAAAACGCGUCGUGGUCAGACGCCAAGGCGCCGCGGGUUGCGGGCGGCACUCCCGUCGUCUCGGAUGCGUCUGCGUCGGUUUCCUCGGAAUCCCGUGAUUCCUCCGCCGUUUCCUCUGCGGCCCCCGUCAAGAGAAACCGCGUUCUCGAGACGCUGAUGCGGCGCAAAGCGAUCCGCACUAACAGCGGGGUGCUGGUGAUCACAGUGUUGACGUCUCCGGGGAAGUUCUCGUGUCCCCACAACUGCCACUACUGCCCGAACGAACCGGGUCAGCCUCGGUCGUACCUCAGCACCGAGCCGGCGGUUCUGCGCGCGAACCAAAACGACUGGGAUGCAGUCAGGCAGUUCCACGACCGCGCGUCCACGCUCCAGGGUAACGGCCAUACCGUCGACAAAAUCGAAGUCCUCGUCUUGGGCGGCACCUGGAGCGGCUACCCGAGUGACUACCAGGAGGAGUUUAUUCGAGAUCUGUUCUACGCAGCAAACGUGUUCAACUCGCCGCUGCCUUUCCGGCCCAAGCUUCCUCUCGAAGAAGAACAGACCGCGAAUGAGACUGCAGAGUGCCGCAUCAUUGGGUUAACCCUCGAGACGCGUCCCGACUUCAUUAACCGUUUCGAAAUCCGCAAGCUGCGGCGGUUCGGGUGUACUCGCGUUCAGCUCGGCCUCCAGCACGUGGAGAACGAAGUCUUGCAAUACAUCAAUCGAGGCUGUGAACGCCACGACGCCGUCAAGGCCAUUCGCCUCCUCAAAGACUCGGGCUACAAAGUCGACAUCCACAUCAUGCCCGACCUCCCAAGCAGCACUGCGGAGCGAGAUCUGCGCAUGUUCUUCUACCUGCUCGGCUCCUCGGACCUCCAGGCUGACCAGUGGAAGUUGUAUCCCUGUGAAGUCACGCCUUUCUCAGAGAUCGAGCGAUGGUACAGCGAAGGAAGCUUCGUUCCGUACGCGGAGAAGGACGGAGGCCGCGAACUGGUGGACCUGCUGCUUCGCGUGAAGGCGGCAGUCCACCCGUGGAUUCGUCUGAACCGCGUUGUUCGCGACAUUCCCAACCAGUCGAUUAUUGCUGGAAACAACAUCACGAAUCUCAGGCAAUUGCUUACGCUGGAGCUGGAGAAGCGGGGCUUGACUUGCAAGUGCAUUCGUUGCCGCGAAGUGAAGGAUAUGCCGAUUGAUGUUCACGAGAAGGCCGUGUUGAAGGUUCGUGAAUAUCCGAGCAAUGGCGGCCAGGAAUUGUUUUUGAGUUUCGAGACAGAGGACGAAGCGAUCAUUUUCGGAUUUCUCCGUCUUCGUCUCCGCUGGGAGGAUCAACCGCGAAACAAGAAAGAUGUGCCGUUCGCCUGCCUGGACGGCGCGGCGCUUCUGCGCGAGCUCCACGUCUACGGCUCUCUCGUGGCCCACGGCGAAGACAAGAUCAAGGACGACUGUCGACCGCAGCACGCGGGCUUGGGACGCCGCCUCAUGCAGGCGGCAGAAAUCCUCGCGAUGAGUCGAGGUUUCUUCCGGAUGGCCGUCAUUGCAGGUGUGGGAACUCGCGAGUACUACCGCAAGAACGGGUAUGAACUGAGAGAGACGUACAUGGUGAAGGACUUGGCGCCGCCGCCGGAGGGCGACUUUUCCCUUCUCGGUAUGCCCCUGCCUCCCACGAUCACUGUGCUGCAGGUUCCUCUCCUCUCUGCAAGCGAGCUCUUGGUUGUUCCUCUGCCGGAGCCCGAAGAGCGCCAGCGGCCUAAGGACGCAGGCCGGCAGGCAAAAGACGCGAAUCGACGAAGAGAAUCUCCCGCGGCCGGCGCCGCUUCCGCUGAGCGCGGGGACGCGAAACAGGGAAAGAAAACGCGGACGGAGCGGGGCAACCAUGGCACGGCGCAGGAUGGCGAGCAAGAAAGACGGAACCGGUGCGGUGCUGGCGAAGCCGCUGCGGCCUGCGUGCGAGAUCUGGUGAAGACCUUGCGAGACGGUUGCCAGAAAACGCGCUCUGAAGUCGUCGAUGUGGAGAAAGCUGUCCAAGACAUCCGAAAGGCGGCGCGACGCGAAACACAGGAAAACGCUGUGGCAGCCGGCCCCAGGUCGACGACGUACGUCGAUCCCGACACCUUUGGCGAGUUCGCGACCGUGCUGUAUCCCCAGGCGCGCUUGCGAGUUGAGCGCCAUCUGAAUCUUGAGAUGGAACAGAAGAGAAGCAUUUCGCAAAUCCGAAAGGCGCUGGCGAACUCUCUGCAUGCAGUGUCCGAGUGGUGGGCGGGCACUUGCGAGCUCUGGAAACCGUCUUCGCUGGCGAUGGCUCUCGGUCUUGGGCUCGUCGGUCUGGGAACUGCAGCCGGCGUUACGCUGAUUGUGUCAAGAGCUGUGCGGAGGCGUGUGUAG
Molecule: messenger RNA, 2925 nt
Organism: Neospora caninum
Lineage: Eukaryota; Apicomplexa; Conoidasida; Eucoccidiorida; Sarcocystidae
Product: putative elongator complex protein 3
Exons: 9
Coding region: 1-2925 (974 amino acids)
Biological process (GO): tRNA wobble base 5-methoxycarbonylmethyl-2-thiouridinylation
Cellular component (GO): cytoplasm; nucleus; elongator holoenzyme complex
Molecular function (GO): catalytic activity; iron-sulfur cluster binding
Source: RefSeq, a predicted model, not a curated record